Molecule: messenger RNA, 954 nt
Organism: Durio zibethinus
Lineage: Eukaryota; Viridiplantae; Streptophyta; Magnoliopsida; Malvales; Malvaceae
Source: RefSeq, a predicted model, not a curated record
AUGAAAGGGCGCAAAAUUGUAAAGUCACACAAGAAGAUGGAAGCUGUAGCCAAAAGGAAGGUGGAGCCAACUAUGGAUGUAGAAGCACGGACAAUCAAGUUGUAUCGUACACCUGUGGUUGAUCCAUUGGGUUAUGGAAGCUCAAACUCGCUCGAAGGAGAAAUUAGUAAGAAUGUUGACCGUUCUAAACGCUUGAAGCUUAAAAAAGGAGAUUCCCAAAUUAUUUACAAUUAUUUUAGCCGCAUUCAGCUUACUAAUCCAAAUUUUGUUUACUUGAUGGAUCUCGAUGACGAAGGGUAUCUGAGGAAUGAGUUUUGGAUAGAUUCUAGGUCUAGGGCUGCAUAUGUUUACUUUGGUAAUGUGGUCGCAGUUGAUACAACCUGCUUGUCAAAAAAAUAUGAGAUUCCUCUCGCUGUAUUUGUUGGAGUAAAUCAUCAUGAACAUUGUCGCCCUCUGCAAACCAUAAUCACAGACCAGUGCAGGGCAAUGCAAGUUGCAAUUUCUGUGGUGUUUUCCAGGGCGCACCAUCGACUGCAUUUGUCACAUUUCAUGCAAAGCAUUCUUGAGAAUUUGGGAGAGUUGCAGGAAUCUGGUACAAUGCAUGGCUUCGUACUCUGUAUGAGGAAAGAAAGCGAUAGGUUCCGGUUUACCUUAAAAGAUACACUUUUUGCUGGAAUGAGGCUCCGAGAUGAGGUUGUGAUGAUGCCUUCUUGUUUCAGCAUAAAACAAGUUCAUGCUAACGGACCUGUUAUAACAUACCUGAUUGCAGAACGUGAGGGUGGAGAUCAGAGGGAUAUCAGGAACUUUGAAGUUAUGUACGAUAAAGCUGGAUCGGAAAUUCAUUGCAUAUGCAGUUGCUUGAACUUCAACGGGUACCCUUGCAGAUAUCCCAAGACCAUUACAUGGUUGCACGGGAAGCGUUUAAAGUAUCUCGUGGCAGACAAGCAUGUAUAG